Molecule: messenger RNA, 427 nt
Organism: Colletotrichum godetiae
Lineage: Eukaryota; Fungi; Ascomycota; Sordariomycetes; Glomerellales; Glomerellaceae
Exons: 3
Coding region: 8-286 (92 amino acids)
Biological process (GO): mitochondrial respiratory chain complex IV assembly
Cellular component (GO): mitochondrial inner membrane; mitochondrion
Source: RefSeq, a predicted model, not a curated record
AGUCACAAUGGGCGGCCUCAAUCUCGAAGUUUUCAAGUUUGGCAUGUAUGUCAUGUUCCCCAUCGGUGUCAUGUACUACUUUGGCACGAACCUCGACAACCGAUUCGCGGUGCCCGAAUUUUGGCCAAAGGCCGAGCACUCCCACAAGAUCCCGUUUGAUCGCGACGAGAUCAAGAGCGAGUAUAUUCGCCUGGCCAAGAGGCAGCGGGCGUUUGACGAGGUUAAGAGGGAGAGGGAGGCUAGGGAGGCUGCGCAGAACCCGCCUUCGAAUGCGGAGCAGUCAUGAGGGUUUCGCGCUGUAUCAUAUGGGCGUUUUUGGGCUGUCAAAAAGAAGAACGUGCUUGGCUUGGGAAAUUUGUCAUGCGAUUGACGCGGAGUUUUUGGGCGGAACGGAUAUCAUUCCUUGGGGGUUGAUUCGGAUUCUCGG